This is a messenger RNA of Lynx canadensis (Canada lynx), 2148 nucleotides long. RefSeq names its product ATP/GTP binding protein like 1 (gene AGBL1). Gene Ontology annotation, biological process: protein side chain deglutamylation; C-terminal protein deglutamylation. The transcript is spliced from 14 exons. NCBI's taxonomy places the organism in Eukaryota, Metazoa, Chordata, Mammalia, Carnivora, Felidae. The coding region runs from base 1 to 2148 and encodes 715 amino acids. The record is from RefSeq and is a predicted model, not a curated record.
AUGAAAAUUUUCUUUGCUUUUGCCAAGGAACAGUGGCAGAGGCGUGGACUGCUUGCAGAGUCUAACAGCCGCAGGGCUGUGAACAGAGGCUACGUCACCAGCUUGCUCAGGCUGCAUCAGGACUGGCACGGCCAUGACACAGCCAAUACCUAUGUGCUGAUCCGCCAGAUGCUUCUGCUCUGCCUCAAGCACAUUGCCAACCUCCGGUCUGGCAGGGAGGCCUUCCUGGCAGCUCAGGGCAUGGAGAUCCUCUUCAGCACCACACAGAACUGCCUGGAUGACGGAAGUUUGGAACCCAUCGUCUCCGUCGUAGUUCAGAUCCUGAGACAGUGCUACCCAAAGAGCCCACUUCCCUUGGUCACAGCCACCAGUGCCUACGCCUUCCCAGUCCCUGGGAGCAUCCCUUCCGAACCUCCGUGUGUUCUAACUGAAGAGGAUUUUGAAGAUGACGCUGAUGAAGAAGUGGAUAAAGAUUCAGAUUCUGAAGAGGUGAAAGACCAAGAUGAUGAUUUGGAAACAGAUGUGAACAAGCUGAGUUCCAAACCUGGUCUUGACCGACCCGAGGAGGAACUGAUGCAGUACGAGGCAAUGUGUCUUGAGCUCUCCUGCAGCUUCGAGGAACUCAAGUCUCAAUCUGGAGAUGAUUUGAAGUUCGAAGAGACUCAGUAUGCCAAUCAUCACCACAUUCCAACUGUCGCCUCCCCAAAGUGGCAUGGUUUGAAUAAGGACCAAAGUUCUUGGAAGCAAGGAAGAGAAGACAUGGUCCAGACUUCCCUUCUGAGCAAGGUGAAGAUGGGGAGGUCCACCAUGCAUCCAGCCUCCAAAAAAGGACCUGGGAUGAACCCAUGCCAAAACAUGCAAUCCAAUGGAUUUGGGAUAGAUUCUUCUGGAAAAGAAAUCCCUGACAUUCAAGAUUCCCUCAAACAGGAUGUUUGGGACAUAGAUGUUAUUUCCUGCCCAAUGAUUAGUGCCUCCUUUUCCAAUUCCGCUAGGCCUAGAGAAACUGAUGAAGUAAUAGAUAAGCUUCUGCAGACACAUCCCAAGCCUGUCCCCUUCCAUGACCCCUGUCUUUAUAUGGCCAAAGCAAGAAGAACCAGAUCUGUGGCUGACUUCAAGACGAUGGCAUUUCCUGACCUCUGGGGACAUCGUCCACCACCCUCUGCCCAGUCGAUGUUGGAACGCAAAUGUGGAGUCCAAAGGAUCAAGAUAUUUGAGGAUGUCCGGAGGCUCAUCCAGCCAACUGAUAUUAUAAAUAAAGUCGUCUUCAGUUUAGAUGAGCCUUGGCCUCUGCAAGACACUGCUUCCGAUUGCUUGCGGUUCUACUCCAAGUUUGAGUCAGGAAAUCUCCGCAAAGCCAUCCAAGUGCGUGAGCUGGAAUAUGACUUGCUGGUCAAUGCUGAUGUGAAUAGCAGCCAACAUCAACAGUGGUUCUACUUCAAGGUGAGCGGCAUGAGAGCUGCUGUUCCGUACCGCUUCAACGUCAUCAACUGUGAGAAGCCCAACAGCCAGUUUAAUUACGGAAUGCAGCCAACUCUGUAUUCUGUGAAGGAGGCUCUUCUUGGCAGACCCACCUGGAUACGGAUGGGCUAUGAAAUCUGCUAUUACAAAAAUCAUUAUCGCCAGAGCACUGCUGUCACAGGGGGAGCAUCUCAGAAGCAUUUUUAUACCCUCACCUUUGUGGUCAACUUCCCCCACAAUGAGGACGCCUGCUACCUGGCCUACCACUAUCCCUACACCUAUACUGCCCUCAUGACUCACCUUGACAUCCUGGAAAAAAGCGUGAACCCCAAGCAAGUAUACUUCCGCCAGGAUGUUCUCUGCCAGACUCUGGGAGGGAAUUCAUGUCCAUUGGUGACCAUCACAGCCAUGCCCGAGUCCGAUAGUGCUGACCACCUGGAACAGUUCCGCUUGCAAGUGACAGUCCUCGAGCUGGACCCUGAGGAAGCCAGGGCUGUGCUCGAUGAGAAAAGACUAAUGAGAGCUAUUCUUCAUAGCGACAUCUCUGACCUGACAUUCCUGCCCGUUGAAGAGGAGGAAGCAGGAACUUCUGAACAGUGGACUCCUUUAAGUUGGUCGUGGAUCACCAGCCUCCAGGAAGAAGCUUGUGUAAAUGACAUCGUUAUUGGACGCUUUGAGAAUCAGUGUUAG